Molecule: messenger RNA, 4514 nt
Organism: Malaclemys terrapin pileata
Lineage: Eukaryota; Metazoa; Chordata; Testudines; Emydidae
Product: urea transporter 2-like
Exons: 20
Coding region: 237-2831 (864 amino acids)
Biological process (GO): urea transmembrane transport
Cellular component (GO): membrane
Molecular function (GO): urea transmembrane transporter activity
Source: RefSeq, a predicted model, not a curated record
UCCUGGGAGGGACAUGGGGGGCCAGAAUCGUGACAAGGCGGAUCAUCGGCCUGCAGAGGGUGCUCCGGAGGCUGGGUCGAGCUAAUUCCCUGAGAGACCAGCAGGAGGCACCGCAGGGACACUUCCCCGGUUGACAUUAAGCUCCACCAUCACUGAGUUUAAGUACCGCGCCUUCCCGGCACACACCAAGAUCUCCCUCCAAGUCUGCUUCUGUGGGAUCUGCUGGAAGAACAGAUAUGGAAGACAGUGAGUUUGUUAGAACCGAUAAUAACGGAGAAAGGAAGAUGUACAAUGAACAGAGCACAAGAGACCAGAGACCAGUGGGAAGUGGCAAAAGGAGAAUCUGCAAAACACUUGGAUAUCUAACAGGAGAAAUGAAAGAGUGUGGAGACUGGCUGAAAGAUAAACCUCUAGUUGUUCAGUUUAUUGACUGGGUCCUGCGGGGAAUAUCCCAGGUGAUGUUUGUCAACAACCCACUCAGUGGGCUACUUAUUCUAGCCGGACUGUUGAUCCAGAAUCCUUGGUGGACGCUCACAGGCUGUUCAGGAACAGUUGUCUCGACGUUAACGGCACUUAUUCUGAGCCAGGACAGAUCAGCCAUAGCAGCGGGACUGUUCGGCUACAAUGGAGUCCUGGUGGGACUGCUCAUGGCGGUGUUCUCUGACAAAGGAGAUUAUUAUUGGUGGCUUCUACUGCCAGUUGUUGUUACAUCCAUGGCUUGCCCAGUUCUUUCCAGUGCUUUAGGUUCAGUCUUCAGGAAAUGGGACCUUCCUGUUUUCACCCUGCCUUUCAACAUUGCCGUGUCUCUUUACUUGUCUGCCACUGGACACUACAACCGCUUCUUCCCCACCACUCUCAUUCAGCCUGUAACAUCAGUGCCCAAUAUCACCUGGUCUGAAAUCGAAGUGCCACUGUUGCUACAAUCCAUUCCAGUCGGCAUUGGUCAGGUGUAUGGCUGUGAUAAUCCCUGGACUGGUGGCAUCUUCCUGGUUGCUUUACUCAUCUCCUCUCCACUUAUUUGCUUGCAUGCUGCAAUCGGAUCAGCAGUGGGGAUGCUGGCAGCGCUGACCAUUGCAAUGCCAUUUGACAGGCUCUACUUCGGCUUGGCGAGUUACAACUGUGUGCUUGCUUGCAUUGCAAUCGGAGGCAUGUUCUAUGCUCUUACCUGGCAGACACACUUGCUGGCACUUGCCUGUGCAUUAUUCUGUGCCUAUGCUGGAGCAGCUCUUGCCAACAUCUUGUCUGUGAUUGGAUUACCAGCCUGCACCUGGCCUUUCUGCUUCUCUGCACUUCUCUUUUUGCUCCUAACUACAAAUAAUUCCGCAAUCUACAAGCUGCCACUCUGCAAAGUCACUUAUCCAGAAGCCAACCGAGUCUACUACCUGAGAAUGAAAAGAAGAGAGCAGAAACCCACUGAUGGUGUUAUGGAGGAACAUUCAAUUGAAUUGGAAGCGGAUGAGUGCCAAGGAGAUAGCCAGCCAAAGCAGAGGAACUUGUUUCAAUUCGAUCAGCAGUCUACACGUUGGCCCGUGCGAAGGAGAAGUAAAGUUUUUGGAAAAGUUGAACAUCUGGAUAGACAAAAUGAGGAUCAGUUUUUCCCUCCACACCAACAACAGGAGAAUGAAUCAGCUAAGGAUCUGAAGGGCAACAUGGCUCCUGAAACCAAAAUCACUGAAGAGAAAAGCACUAAAAAUCAGAACAGAGGGACAACAGGUGUGAAACGCGUCAGCAGAGCUGUCUCCUAUAUCAGGGGAGGAACAAACAUGUCUGGAGGUGGGUCUAAAGAUAAACCUCUAGUGUUUCAGUUUAUUGACUGGGUCUUGCGGGGGACGUCCCAGGUGAUGUGCGUCAAUAAUCCACUCAGUGGGUGUCUCAUGAUUGCUGGAUUCCUGGUCCAGAAUCCCUGGUGGGCUCUCACAGGCUGUUUAGGAACAUCUGUCUCAACGUUAGCAGCACUUAUUCUGAGUCAGGACAGAUCAGCCAUAGAAACAGGACUCCAUGGCUAUAAUGGGACCUUAUUGGGAUUACUCAUAGCUGUGUUUUCUGACAAAGGAGACUAUUAUUGGUGGCUUCUACUGCCUGUAGUUGUUACAUCCAUGGCAUGCCCCAUUCUUUCCAGUGCUUUAGGCUCAGUCUUUAGUAAAUGGGACCUUCCUGUUCUCACCUUGCCUUUCAAUAUUGCUGUGUCUCUUUACUUGGCUGCCACUGGACACUACAACCUCUUCUUCCCUACGACGCUCAUUCAGCCUGUAACAUCAGUGCCCAACAUCACCUGGUCUGAAAUCGAAGUGCCACUGUUGCUAAAAUCCAUUCUGGUGGGAAUCGGUCAGGUGUUUGGUUGUGACAAUCCCUGGACUGGUGGCAUUUUUCUGCUCGCUGUCUUUGUAGCAUCACCACUCAUCUGCUUAUACGCUGCAGUUGGAUCAGCAGUGGGCAUGCUGGCAGGCUUGACUGCUUCAGCGCCCUUUGCUGAGAUCUACUCUGGCUUUUGGGGCUACAACAGUGUCCUCUCCUGCAUUGCAAUAGGAGGCAUGUUCUACGCUCCCACAUGGCAGACCCACUUGCUAGCAGUUGCCUGCGCCUUCUUUGGUGCCUAUCUGGGAGCAGCACUUGCUAAUUCCCUCUCUGUGUUUGGAUUACCAGCCUGCACCUGGCCUUUCUGCUUCUCUGCAUUUCUCUUCCUGCUACUAACUACAGACAACUCUGCCAUCUACAAGCUGCCACUCUGCAAAGUCACUUACCCAGAAGCCAACCGUGUCUAUUACCUGGCAGUGGAAAGAAACAGGAAGGCAACAGUGAUGACAAAACAGCCGUCUAACAUGGCUUCCUAAUGCAGUUGCACAGCUCUGCUCCAAAUAUGUGAACUAAAUCCUCCUUGGGACAUUUCUAAACAAACAAUACUGCAUUUUGUUUUCUGAAGAUGAUGAUUUUCUUCUGUGUAUCAUGAAAUGGAUGUAAUUAUAAUGGAUUUCAUUUUAGAAUUAAGCUGUCUUGCUUAAAGCCUUUACAUACUCAUUUCCUAUAACACAGAGAGCGGUAAGAAUGGCUGAGUUAUUGGAAUGCUGAUUAACUACUGACCCAGAACAUUAGGUCUGCGUCAUGCAUGGAGCUAGGUGAAGGAGGUGAUGCUGGACGGAUCUGUACUAGGUUGAGAUUAGCUUUUGUGGGUGCAAGCAUUUGGGCAUAGAAAUAGCUGAAAUAGCCCAAUAUCCAUUGGUCUCAGGGAAUGGUGUAAAUCUUACUAGACUAACCAUUCUCAUGAAGCUCUUGCCUUUCUGAGGUAGAGCAGUAAAAUAGAAAAUCUUCCCUAGAACCAAAAGGACGGGGACAGCUAUAUAAGGGGGAUGAUGCUGUAUGAUUGAAUAUGACCAUUUAUAUUAUUGAUAUUGCCACUAUUAUACAGUUGCAACAAAUCUUGUACAAAGUAUGUCAUGUAAGGUGUCAAUGGCAGGGGCGGCUCUAUGUAUUUUGAUGCCCCAAGCCCGGCAGUCAGGCGACUUUCGGCGGCGCGCCUGCGGGCGGUCCGCUGGUAACGUGGAUUCAGCAGCAUGCCUGCGGGAGGUCCGUCGGUCCCGCGCCGCCGAAGCCACGGGACUGGCGGACCUCCCCCAGGCAGGCUGCCGAAGGCAGCCUGACUGCCGCCCCAGGCCCGCGCUUGGUACGCUGGUGCCUGGAGCCGCCCCUGGUCAAUGGAAAUGUUAUGAUUUGCUAAGUCUGAAUACCCUGUUUAUAUGCAUGUAUCAUCUUUGUAUUUGAAGUUAUGAACAUUGGCUAUAUACCGACAUUAUACACAUGUGUUGUAUUCCUGGUAAAAUUUACAUUAAGGCCAGACAGCUAUGUAUUGAGGGCCCAUCAAGAACACUUAGCUCUCAUUCCACCCAGAUAGCUCUUCCUGUGGAUACCUCAGACUCCAAGGGGCCAAUGGCCAUCCCUUGUGAGUCUUCAAGCCAUGUAAGGACAUGUGAUAUGCUCAUGUGACCUUGGACUCCAUCUUGGGCCAGUAACUUUCCACAAACAAAGGCCGUGAGCUUUGUUUGAGACAGUAAAUUUCCAGAUACAUGGCAGAAGAUACAAAAGACCCCUGAGAUAUCUCCAUUUUGCCUCUUUUCCUGUCCUGAUUCUAUGGAUGUACAACAAAAAGGAGCAUUUUGAACUAUGGACUCAGGACCUUCCAAUCUUUUGGAAGUUACCAGAGGGGCUUUACAAGCCUGCUACAAACCUGAUAUAAGGACUUUGCAACUAUUUGUAUGUAUAUGAUCUGUUAACCAUUACUAACUCUCUUCUUCUUUUCUUUUUUUAUUAAACCUUUAGUUUAAAAUCACCAUCAGCAUGAUUACCGGGUAAGAUCUGAGUUAUGUAUUGACCUGGCCAAAUGGCUGAUCUCUUGGGAUUAGAGCAUAGGCACCGACUCUGUGGGCGGUCCAGGGCUCAAGCACCCACGGGAAAAAAAAUGGUGGGUGCUCAGCACCCACCAGCCAUGGCUGCUCAGUGGUGCCACUGAUCAGCUGUUUGGC